UCCGUAGGGUUUUGAAGCUGGAAAUCCGUCGCUUUACCAGCAAAGAAGAUUUUGGCUCUAAACCAGGUACAAGAUGUUGGCUCCUCGCCAAAUGCUCACUAGAGCCCUACUUCUCCAGCAUUUUAGACAAUCUUCCACUGCUGCAGCUUUAGUUCAAGAUCAUGAAGAAGUCCCACUCACAUAUCUUGAAGGUUUCCCCAAGCCAGACCCCAAGCACGAUGAGAUAAUUUGUGCAUUGCCGCGUGCACUGUCUGGGAAAAACAUCUCUGCUAAGGAGCGCAAGGCUGGACGUGUGCCAAGCAUUGUGUUUGAGCAAGAAGACGGUCAGCAUGGAGGUAACAAACGACUCAUAUCCGUCCAGAACAAUCAGAUCAAGAAGCUUGUAAAUCAUCUUGGUCAAACCUAUUUUCUAUCACGCCUCUUUGAGCUUGAGGUUCGGCCCGAUCUCGAAAGCGAGGAUAUCAUUGAGAAAGUCCGUGUCUUGCCUCGAGCGCUUCAUCUUCAGUCUGAUACAGAUGCUGUGCUUAAUGUUACAUUCGUAAGAGCACCUUCUCAUGCUUUGUUGAAGGUUGAUGUUCCACUCGUGUUUAUUGGAGACGAUGUGUCCCCCGGGUUGAAAAAAGGGUCUUACCUAAACAUCAUCAAGAGAACGGUGAAGUUCAUUUGUCCAGCAGACAUAAUUCCCCCCUUCAUUGAGGUAGAUCUUAGUGAGUUGGAUGUGGGUCAGAAGUUAGUGAUGGGGGAUCUCAAAGUUCAUCCCGCUCUGAAGCUUGCUCGGUCCAAGGACGAACCUGUUUGCAAGAUUGCAGGAGCCCGGGUUUCUGAACAGAGAAAGUCUAAAUGAUCUUGACAGAAAUUUUCAGCUAACUGGAUUUUUGCAUCACCACCAUCGUCUCCAUCAUCAUCAAUUUUUCAUGAAUGCAUGAAGCUAACUGUUUCAGAAAUCAUCGCCAUCGUCUUGGUCUCGGGAGCGCUGGAUUUCUGCACUGUUUUGAAGUUCAAAAACGAUGUCUAUAUCAUGAUUAUUUCACUCCGUUUCCGACCUGCAUUCGGGGAAGAACCCUAAUUUAAUCGGCUCAACAACGAAUAAAAGAAGGUAAUACAAUCAAACCUCGUUCAUGAUUCCGCGUGAAUUGGUUUCUUGAUUAUCUUCACCACUGUUUCUGUGACUUCUCCCUCUCAAUUAAUUAAAAUGGAAACAUGAUAGACCAUUUAUUUACAUUAUGCCACCGGUUCAUUUGAUGGCCGUUGAUGAAAAUAUUGGAUGGUGGAGAUCAGUUUCUUAGAAUCA
This is a messenger RNA of Cynara cardunculus var. scolymus (artichoke), 1291 nucleotides long. RefSeq names its product 50S ribosomal protein L25. Lineage: Eukaryota; Viridiplantae; Streptophyta; Magnoliopsida; Asterales; Asteraceae. The record is from RefSeq and is a predicted model, not a curated record. Gene Ontology annotation, cellular component: ribosome; cytosolic large ribosomal subunit. Gene Ontology annotation, biological process: translation. The coding region runs from base 74 to 844 and encodes 256 amino acids. The transcript has 5 exons. Gene Ontology annotation, molecular function: structural constituent of ribosome; 5S rRNA binding.